Messenger RNA from Penicillium soppii, 1188 nucleotides. RefSeq names its product undecaprenyl diphosphate synthase family protein. Gene Ontology annotation, cellular component: lipid droplet; endoplasmic reticulum; membrane. Bases 1 to 1188 code for a protein of 395 amino acids. The transcript has 2 exons. The record is from RefSeq and is a predicted model, not a curated record. Lineage: Eukaryota; Fungi; Ascomycota; Eurotiomycetes; Eurotiales; Aspergillaceae. Gene Ontology annotation, molecular function: ditrans,polycis-polyprenyl diphosphate synthase [(2E,6E)-farnesyl diphosphate specific] activity.
AUGGCGGGCUCAAUGCAUAUGUCCCGGCUUCGGAAUUGGUUCCUCGCCUCUCCUCCAGCCGAGUACGCCAUCACGACCCUCAAGGAGCUGCUGAUCGGCGCACUCCAAAAGGGCCCUAUUCCCCAGCAUGUGGCCUUUGUCAUGGAUGGCAAUCGACGAUUCGCCCGAUCACACGGUAUUGAGACAGUAGAAGGACACAAUCUGGGCUUCGAAGCUUUGGCAAGGAUUCUCGAAGUCUGUUACAAGAGUGGAGUGAAGGUAGUCACGAUCUACGCCUUCAGCAUCGAGAACUUCAAACGGUCAAAAUUCGAGGUGGAUGCGCUCAUGGAAAUGGCCAAGGUGAAGCUCUCACAGAUGGCCCAGCACGGCGACCUGCUGGAUCGAUACGGCGCCAAGGUUCGCGUCCUCGGCCGCCUUGACCUCCUCAAGCCCGAUGUGUUGGAAGCCGUAAACAAGGCCGUUGAGAUGACCAGCCGCAACGGAGAACGCGUCCUCAAUAUUUGCUUCCCCUAUACCUCCCGCGACGAGAUCACUACCGCUAUCCGCGACACUGUCGAAGAUUAUAGCACACCUAUCCAACACGCCCACUCCGCCGCUGCAGCUCCUCGCACCCCAUUCUCGGAAUCCCAUAUUACACAUAACAUCCGUGCGCAGACGCUUGGCUCCAAAACGCAUGAUACUCACAGUGAUUCCGAGUCCACGUCCGGCUCCUCCGCACAGGAAGACGAUGCAUCUUGGAAAGACCGUUCAAGUUCAAAUCGAAUUUACGAGUCCGGAUCAUCAUUCUCUUCUUCCACGACUCUCCACCUCGGUCAAGAACCGAAGGGCUCGCCACAUCGUUCCGCGGAAGACAGCCCUCUCUACAUAUCACCCGAGACCAUCUCCCGCCAAACUCUAAACGACCGCAUGUUGACCAAGGGCACACCUCCCCUGGACAUGCUCGUGCGCACCUCGGGCGUGGAACGCCUGAGCGACUUCAUGCUUUGGCAGACGCACGAGAAUACCGAGAUCGUGUUCCUGGACGUCAUGUGGCCCGAGUUCGACCUUUGGCACUUCCUACCCGUGCUUCUAGGAUGGCAACGACGGAUCUCCAAGUCCCGGCAGGACCCCAAUGCCGAGGGGAACUUUGCUGGCGAUGAGGAAAUGGACGUGCUGCUGCGUCAAGGUGGAAAGAUCAAAGACAUAUAA